AUGGUAAAAACAAGACCAAAAAUUACUGCUGCUGCUGCCAUUUCUGGCAUUGAUCCCUAUACUGGUGAAAUUACGAAAAGUGUCAGAAAAAUUAACAAUUUGAUGGCUAAUCAUGGACGUACAAAGUAUGAGAUCCGAAGAUCAAAGAUCCAACAGGAUCUGUAUACUACAAAAGAAGAUGCUGUAGCUGCUUUCCAAGAUCUUGAUGUGAAGUAUCCACACUUUAUGGAUUCAGCCCAAAUUCUCCCUAGCAAGUUUUUUGUAAGCUUUUCCUCACCAGAAAUGCCUCAACGCAAUCUGCCUUUUGCCGACCAACCCAUCGCAACAGAUGUUACAUUCAAGGCCGUCCCAAAGGGGUGUUAUCUUUGCUCAAGUGUCAUAUACAUCGAGCAACUCCAAAAGCAUGUCGUCUUUUAUCAAGCGAUAAUCAAAAGCAACAGCGCUCAAGUUUUCAAGCAGUAUUUUGUUGCCUUGUUUAGAAAGUUCGACAUCAAGCUAGAGCAGUUUUUGGGAGCCAUCGUGGAUUUCUCAGCUGCACAACGCAAAGGGUUCAUACUAGCUCUUAAGGAGGUUUUUGAUGUCAAGCAGCACAACGCAUUGCCCUUUUUGAAAGGUUGCUAUAUGCAUUGGAUGCAGUCAGUCAGACGGCUGUCUAACAAUCAUCAAGUUGUCAAGCCAGAUGAUAUUGAUCUGUUUUUGAAGCUAGUUCAUCGCUUCCGUGCAACCAGCAAUUCAAUUGAAUUCUACCGUACCGGCCAAGAGAUUCUCUCUAAAUUUCCCAAUAGCAAAAAGUGGCUGCAAUGGUGGUUACAGCCUGGCAUUGAUGACAUUGCAGAUGGCAAUAUCAGCGAUGAGAGAUUCUUCCUUGAACUACUCUCAGAUAGUGAUGGUGAAAACGAUGAAGUAGACGACAGAUAUCAUAGAACCGAAAAUCUAGAAAACGACAUUAAGGAUAUGUUUAAAGGUGCUGGUGUUUCUGUCGAAGAUGUUGUUGUCAACUCUGAUGAGAGCUUCGAAUCGUCUGUUAUUGAUCUUGUAUCUUCCUCUUCGCCAAUAAUGAAGACCAAGUCUGAGCCUACUGCAUCUAAGAUGAGAGCACCAGCUGAUCCUGAUUUCUCGUUGUCUUCGUCUUCCUCGAACUUACCCUGUCUUGCAAUUCAACCUUCGCUUGAGAACGGCCCAUCUACCGCUGCUGGCUUCCUGUCGCCACAAAAAAGAACAUCUCUCUUGCAGAAAUAUCAGUGGCUCGUGAAAGAUUAUCAAAAUAACCAUCCAGAACCAUCUCUGCCCGUUCCCACCUACAUUGUGUCAAACGAAAGUAACUCCUGCUUCAUCGAUGCGUUUUUUGAGCUUCUGUUCAAUGCUGUCCUUCCAUUUGUGGAUAUGAUGUCUUUCGCUGAUGAAAACAACGCCUAUGGUUGUCUUCUCAUGAAUGCUUUUGAAUUAUAUUCUCAGCAAUCACCUUCUGGUAUCCGUGCUGCUACUUCUACUGUGAAGCACUUUGUUUGGAAUAUGACAGAAUACAAGCUUGUCUCUGGUGUUCGUCAGCUGGUUAAGUCAUUCCCAAAAGGUCGUCAGGGUGAUACUCUUGAUUUGGUGAGCAUGGCAUUGGAGCGUUUGUCGAGUGUCUUUGCCAGCAAGGUUUGCACAUUUCCAUCGUUGCAAUGUGAAAGAAAAGUGCCUUGCUCUGUGGAAAAAGCGCAUGCGUAUGCGAGAGAUGACUUUUUCUCAUUUAUCUACAUGCUCCCGACAAACGUCAUUAAUGAAUUGAGAGAUUGCCGUGGGGUUUUCAAUGAAGCGGCACUGGAUACGAAAUUCAAUGACUUGUUCAGAGAGAAGGUGCUCGAGGAACACCAAAAAGGAAGAUGCAACGCUCCAGGAUGUGAUGGAAUCUCUACAUCAUUCAGAUCAUUACCUCAAGAUAAUCAGUUUCCUAAGUUCAUGUUCGUACAAGAUGGUGCAAACUUUGUCCUUGGCAGAACAGCCGGAAACAAUGUCUAUAUGCCAACAUACAUCCACGUUUCGCAGAGCGUAAAAUAUAAACUGCACGGUAGAAUCUACUCGACUAGUUUUGAUGGUGUACACUUUUAUACGAGGUGUUAUAAAACAAUUGGUGAAAUUGUAUAUCUCGUGGAUAUUGACAAUUGGCAGCAACAACAAAUGAAGGUGCUCACCUCGGAUUUGGACGUAGCAGAGCGUCUUCUAAAAGAUAUUUCCAACACGGAAUAUGCAUGCUACAAAAGAGUAUAA
Molecule: messenger RNA, 2250 nt
Organism: Mucor velutinosus
Lineage: Eukaryota; Fungi; Mucoromycota; Mucoromycetes; Mucorales; Mucoraceae
Product: aminophospholipid translocase
Exons: 4
Coding region: 1-2250 (749 amino acids)
Source: RefSeq, a predicted model, not a curated record